Messenger RNA from Labrus bergylta (ballan wrasse), 2343 nucleotides. RefSeq lists its product as uncharacterized. The record is from RefSeq and is a predicted model, not a curated record. Lineage: Eukaryota; Metazoa; Chordata; Actinopteri; Labriformes; Labridae.
UUGUUUGGCAUAAAUUUAAAACUGUCAAUUUAUGGACUUAUCACCCGAGGUUUUAUAGCAGGUAGUUCGUUUAUGUACAGGACUAUGUGCAGGACUUUACCGGCUUUUCUCUGUCAGACAAUAUUGGUGCAAUAACGUGAUAAGUUACACUAUCAAACUUGAUUUAACAAACAAACGUUAUCUAUUUAAUGGUCAAGUAAAGUCAACUUUUAUCAGGACCAUGGUGUUACACUAUCUUUCAGAGUCAAGUUAAGUCUUAACUACAAUAUCAAAUGUCAUUUUGUUCCUCAAUUAUUUGAUAGGAACUCCUCUCCUGCCCUAUUUGCCCCUCUCCAAACUCAUACACUUAAACUCAGGUGCUUAGGCACACACAGUUUUUUUCCCACAUCUACUGCCCCUCUCACUCCCGCCUCUAUUCUUGCUCACACAUGCUGUGCUUUCCCCCUCCUGCUGCUCCCACCCCACCCUCUUACCCUUUAGUUCUCAGGCAGACUCUUAGAUGUACAGACACACACACACACACACACACACACACACACACACACACACACACACACACACACACACACACACACACACACUUCCUCCCCCUUAGAUCCCAGAGUAGGUGAAGAUCAAAAAGGUGUGAAAAACUAUUGUCUUUUUGGCCUUCUGAACUUUUUAGUGAAGAUCAUAGAAGUUUUGCCGCUGUAAAAUAUUUAAUUGGCCAUUUCUAUUUGAGUGGGAUUAAUAUGUGAUCUGAAAUAUUCUGGUAUUUUUUUCCACAAAUAUCUUCUCACUGUAUCUGAUUGAAAUAAAUCUAAAAUUCUAUUAUUUUCUUUUAGGUAAAGAUGCACAAGAAAGUGUUGUUCUUCCCGGGGAAAGUCUGUGUUGUGUUCCGCAAGGGACCACUUGGAUUUCUCCUCCAGGAGCCGUCAAAGGAAGCCAGAAGAAUUAAGGAGGACUCCACUCUGCAGGACAAGUCUGCCCCCAUACGGGCUGACCUUGUUCAGCAGAAUGCUCUGGCUGUGGUCCGUCGGAGAGGAGGGGAUGCCUCAGACCGUACGGAGGUGCUGGGAGACUACAUCCUGCAGUUUGGGAAGUAUAAAGGGAAGUCUUUCAGGUGGCUUUUGGAGAAUGAUAUAGGGUACACAAUGUAUCUUAUUAAGAACUUGCAAAAGGAGGAAGCAUCAGGUGACAGUGUGACUGCAGGGCAUAGCAAGAACAGCCUACAGUCCUUUGUCAAUUAUUCCCUCAGUUUUGCUGAGAUCCAGUCUCUCCGAACCUAUGAGGCAAGUGGAGGGGUUGUUAUGGCAGCCUCAUUGGAAGAUGACCAGCUGGUUGGCUUUGGCACUCGUGCUAAGAGCACCUGGAAGGAGAUUUGGGACAGCAGAGCUGAUGGCUAUGCAACCUUCAUUUUGGGGAAGAGCUGUGUCCCAGGUACACGCAUGUUCAAGCUGCAGCAGUACCUGCAGAAGAGGCAGCAAUCUGCCUCUGCUUCCCCACCUGUCAAACAUGCCUCAAGGGUCCCCAAACCCCUGGUGAUGGAUGAGGAUGAAGAGCUUGAGAGUGCAAUGAUAAGCAUGACAUCCUCUAAACUACAAGUGCAGACCUUUGCUGCGUCAGCAGCAUCCAUACCAGCAGCUGCCAUACCAGGAGUGUCCGCAGGAGCAAAGACAGCUGGCGUUAUAAUAACUGUCCUAAGGACUAUGAAUUGAUCACUGCCACGAUGAAUUGAUUGCAAACACUAUGAGGGUAAGUAAGCAUUUUCUUUUCUAUGCAUGUUGUAUUUAAAAAGUUAAAUGCAUGCUUGUUCAUUAAGUCAUAAUGCUCUUCCUGCUUAGACUAGAGAGUAGUGAUUAGUAUUGUAAGUUAAUUUGGUGUGUCUGUGACAAUUUAACAUUUAACAUUUUUGAGAAGCAGGAAAAGUAAGCUUGACUGUUUGAGUUCCUACUAACAACAACUCUUGCAUAUUUUGUGAAUUUUGAAAUGACUGAUUAUUUUGUCUAUUCUAGUUCCCUCCGCAACGCUGUCCAAACUUCUGCCCAAAACUACUACUACACUGCAGGCAUCACAGGUUGAAGCUGCAUCAGCCUCAUCGGGUGUGAAAAGGAAGACACCUGUGCCCCUUCCACCAGAGCUGGCAUUCCUAGUCAAGGAGACUGCUGGUCCCACAAAACCAGAGAGGCCUAAGUCAACUCCAGAACCCAGCACAAGUGCUGCUCGCACCUCUGCACAAAAUGAAAAUAGACUUGAAGACUGUGCUGAAGAUGCUCAGCCCCCUGUUCCUGUUCCUGUUACUGUUCCUGUUCCUGUUCCUGUGCCUGGGCAUGACCAUGACAUGAGCAGCUGGAGCUGUUCACA